Messenger RNA from Dromiciops gliroides (monito del monte), 1784 nucleotides. It is a transcript of the gene HAGHL, whose product is annotated as hydroxyacylglutathione hydrolase like. Bases 213 to 902 code for a protein of 229 amino acids. NCBI's taxonomy places the organism in Eukaryota, Metazoa, Chordata, Mammalia, Microbiotheria, Microbiotheriidae. Gene Ontology annotation, molecular function: hydroxyacylglutathione hydrolase activity. The record is from RefSeq and is a predicted model, not a curated record. The transcript has 9 exons.
UUGACAGCCGUUGGCGGCGUGCGCCCCUGGUGGGCGGGGUUGCUUCAGGGGUUAGUGUCAGCCUAGGCCGGCCCAGGAGGAGCCCCUGGUUCAGCCUUCGGGCUCCGCCCCCAGCUCCUAGACUCAAGCGCUCUCCCCCAACCCCACGCAGUUGCCGCUGUCUGGACUGGUCAGGCCAGGAUCAACCCGCUGAGCUUGAAACUGAAUGGACCAUGAGGGUCAAGGUUAUCUCAGUCCUGGAAGACAACUACAUGUAUUUGGUCAUUGAAGAGAAUACCAGAGAAGCCAUUGUAGUAGAUGCAACGGUUCCCAAAAGGUUGCUGGAAAUUGUCAAGAAGGAGGAAGUGAAGCUGACUACCAUCUUGACCACUCAUCAUCACUGGGAUCAUUCCAGGGGCAAUGAGGAGCUGGUGCAGCUGUGUCCAGGGCUUCGGGUGUAUGGUGCUGAUGAGCGCAUUGGUGCCUUGACACACAAGUUGACUCACAACCAGGAACUCAAGUUUGGAGCCAUCUGUGUGCGGUGCUUGCUCACACCUGGCCACACCUUGGGCCACAUGUGUUACUUCAUGUGGGAAGACAACUGUCCAGAUGCUCCAGCUGUGUUCUCAGGCGAUGCCUUGUUCAUCGGUGGUUGUGGUCGACUCCUGGAGGGGACAGCGGAACAAAUGUACCGGAGCCUCAAUGAAACACUGGGGACUCUGCCCAAGGAAACUAAAGUCUUCUGUGGGCAUGAGUAUACUGUCAGGAACCUCAAGUUUGCUUUGAAGGUGGAGCCUGAUAAUGAAACCGUGAAAACAAAGUUGGCUUGGGCCAGAGCUAGAGAUGAUGACGACAUACCCACAGUGCCUUCGACCCUAGGAGAGGAGUUUCACUAUAACCCCUUCCUGAGAGUAGAGAACUGAGAUUCAUUAGUAAAUGCUUCAGUGUGUUCAGCAUCAUGUCCUGCUGGUCGCUACUAGGAGAGCUACCUGUAGCGACCUCAUCAGGGAACCAAAGCAGCCUCAACGAUAGGCCAAGCCCAGUGGCUCUGACCCCAGCAGCCAAAUACCCCCACCAAAGUGAAGGGCCCUGUCCUCUUCCCUGCAAGGAAAAGCAGUCCUUGGGCUGUUUGUAUUUGUGCUUCAGCUGAGCUACAGGAUGUGUCUCAGAGCUACAGAAAGUUAAAAGGCCAAAGUCAAAGAAGAAUGGUCACUGACUUAAAGUGAAAUCAAGCCGGUGUGACUUUAUCAGAGCCACUUUACCUGAGCCAACCUUAUAUGUUCACUGCCAAAAGAUUUGGAGGCAGAAAGUGGCCUGUCACCAACUUGUAGCAAAAGAGGUCACCAAUGCUGAAACCACAAUUGUGUCACAAGUGUCGCUCCAUUGUCCACAUUGGUGCCUCUGGCCCAGGAGAUCUUUGGCUGAGCUAGGUGAGAGCUGGCCUUGGAACAGGAUGUGUGUCAAUAUCUGUAUGUUUGACUGGGCUCCAAAGUCAAAUACAACUGAUAUACCUGGAACUUACUGUGCUCAGAGCUGAAGAAAUGCUUGUUGGUUGAUUUAUUUGGGGGUUAUUUGUAGUUUGAUAUUAACCAUUAUUUCAGUGGGUCUGUGUUCUCAUCUGGAUGCUCAAUGCAAUGGUGCAGAUGGCAGCCCAUUCAUGCCUGCUUAUCUAUGUGAUCCCUUAAAUCUAUGAUAAAAUAAUGGGACUUGGCAAAGCCCAGGAGCCCCACCUGAAGACUGAUUUGGAAUUGAUUAAAUUGGGUGAGACUGAGAACCUAGUUAAGGAUGAUUAAAUCAGGACCACA